CGCUACACACACUAACAUCACAGUAGCCAUCGCUUGUAUAAAGGAGGGUGUUUGGAGGACCAUCAAAACAGACACAAUUUGACAAGCUAGCAGAGAACUCCAACACUGAGUAAUACAUACAAAGAACCCAAUGAUCGUUUUCCCCCAAACAUGCUUAUCUUAGUCACAUCACCAUCAAGGGAACUGCAUCCACUCAACAUUGACAUGGAGGACAACAGAAGAAAGCAGACAAAGGGAUGUGACUUGAGGUCCCGACUACAACGCAGAUCUUCCCAUGCCCCUAACACUGAACGACUUAGUACUGAGGAAAUUAUCCUGUGGUCCCAGUCUUUGGAGAGACUUCUCACAUCAAAAUAUGGCAUGGCAACAUUUCAGGCCUUUCUGAAAUCAGAGUUCAGCGAUGAGAACAUUGAAUUCUGGCUGAUCUGUGAAGACUACAAGAAGAUUAAGUCCUCCUUCAGGCUGUCCUCCAGGGCCAAGAAGAUCUACAAGACAUACAUUGAAGCUGAGGCUCCGAAAGAGAUCAACAUUGACCACAAGACCAGAGAUCUCAUCGGGCAGAAUGUGAAGACGCCCUCCACAGUUUGCUUCGACGAGGCCCAGAGGAUUGUGUACAGCCUGAUGGAGAAAGACUCCUACCCCAGGUUCCUCAGAUCCAACAUCUACAGGACCCUAUUGGACUCCGCAUCAGACUACACGAAGAUGUGAAUGAAUACCGAUGAUAGAAACUGAACUGAGGCUUCCAACAAUGGACUGCAAUGUUUCACAGCCAGGGAGCUUCUUACAAACAGGAUUCAUAAGAAGAUGCUUCCGAGUGUGAAUUAUACUGGGUACGUGGCCUAAGGGAAUGCUGGGAGGAACAUACAGAAGUGACUGUGCUGGCAAGCCUUCUUGACAUUUGUGUUUAGUCUAUGUACUUUCACUUGAAAGAGGAACAUAUGUCACAUAGAAUGGGACUAAAAGAGAUCAUAGAUAUAUAAUGUUGAUUCUAUUUCUACGACAGAGACAUGGUGAUGUCAUGGGAAUUACCUUGCAUGGCAUGUUAUUGCUAGGGACUUUCUGUGUCAAAGUUCCGGGGAUGUUUACUAUGUAGGAUCUAUACAGUCAGGGCUGUAAAUGUAUGAGAAGGUAUCUGCAGUUGCACAUCAUCUGCAGGUCAUCAGUUGAGUUAUAAGGCAUUUGAUAAGAUAAUCUACUAAAUUUGACUUUUUUUAAAACCACAAUUUUAGAAUGGGUAAUUUUGUUUACUUUAACACAAUGAGGCAUGUUUGUGAUGUAAGCUUUAAAAAAUAACAUUAUGGAGAAUUGAUUUUGUGAAGAAAUUACUGAAUGUAAAAUUGCUGUUGUUACACUGGAUAUUUGUAAAAAAUUAAGAUUUCUAUAGGUGUAUUUAUAAAAUGGCACAUGGUUUCCAAAUUCGAACAGCUAAAUUAUACAUUUAGUAAAAACACAAAUUCACAAAAAUGUAAAUGCUUCAAACCUUCAAAGCACUUUUAAAAUAUCCUAAUAUUUGACUGCA
This is a messenger RNA of Oncorhynchus tshawytscha (Chinook salmon), 1519 nucleotides long. Its product is annotated as regulator of G-protein signaling 21. NCBI's taxonomy places the organism in Eukaryota, Metazoa, Chordata, Actinopteri, Salmoniformes, Salmonidae. The record is from RefSeq and is a predicted model, not a curated record. The transcript has 5 exons. The coding region runs from base 151 to 708 and encodes 185 amino acids.